CUCUUUAAUUUCUGGGCAGUUUCAAUUGGCAAAAUGAAAUUGUGACAGUUGGUUUUUGUGGUCAAAUUUCUCACUCUCUCCCCAUUAGUCAUUGUGGACUGAAUAUUGUAACUCCCUUAUCUAAAUUCUGAUGCCAAAGCAAAUUCUCCUAAUUUUAGUCUGUUUCCUGUGAGUCAUAUCUCCUUUCUGACAUCAUAUCCCGACAAAGAACAAAACAUGACCACAAUGACAUGUCUACUCGGAUCAUGUUUCAAUGUUUGCUGGUUGCCCUUAGAUGAUCACGAACUGACUUCACCCCCUGCAGCGAAAAGCAUGACAUUCAACAAAAGCGAGGAAAAAAACUUCAACACUAUCUGCAACAACAAUUUGUCACGGUCGAGCAACAAAUGCAGCAGCAAGAAACACGUGAACAAUCCAAUAAUUAAAGACAAAGAUGUUGGUGGGGUUCCCAUAGGAAAUAAGUUCGAUCAUUCAAGUUGGUCACUCUCUGCAGAUGAAGAUUACAUAGUGUUUUGCUUUGGAAAUGAUGUGGCACAAGAAAACAAAGGAGUCAAUUCUGAGGUUCUUGUCAAAGGUCUAAAUAAAAUGCAGAAAAGUUCAAGGCCAAUGAAUAGGAAGCUGAAGUAUGGUAUGGAUGAAGAACAAGGCAGUGUCUGGAACAUUCAUGACAAAAGAUCAAACUUUAGGCAGCAUCGUAAUGAUGAACGUGGUGGAGGUUCUGUAGUUCACUGCCACCACCCUCAACUAUCCUUGAAUGAAAAGGAACGAGUGAUGGUACAAUCUGAAGGGUCUGCAGAAUCAAGAAGCUCUGACCAAUCUGAAGGCAAUAGAAGUUCUUUUGCCUUCCCUGUGCUAGCUUGGGAAUGGAUUGGAAGCCCAGUGCAAAUGCCAAAAUCAGAAGGUUUGCACCUAAGGAAGCACAAGUCCAGAGCAGUGACAUUUCAGUGUUGUAGAUUCUGAUGCCAUCACAUUCUUUUAUUUAUUAUGUUUGUAUUUUCUCAAGAAUGAAUUCUUUUGUCCAGAUAGUAGUCAGCUACCAAAUUGUACUUGUGUUCAUAGUCAAUCCGUUGUUAUGUAUUAUUAAAUUUUCACGUCUAAUUCAUGAA
Molecule: messenger RNA, 1106 nt
Organism: Vigna unguiculata (cowpea)
Lineage: Eukaryota; Viridiplantae; Streptophyta; Magnoliopsida; Fabales; Fabaceae
Product: protein BREAKING OF ASYMMETRY IN THE STOMATAL LINEAGE
Biological process (GO): regulation of asymmetric cell division
Source: RefSeq, a predicted model, not a curated record